Stegostoma tigrinum is the source of this 2608-nucleotide messenger RNA. RefSeq names its product transcriptional repressor CTCF-like. The transcript has 13 exons. Lineage: Eukaryota; Metazoa; Chordata; Chondrichthyes; Orectolobiformes; Stegostomatidae. The record is from RefSeq and is a predicted model, not a curated record. The coding region runs from base 380 to 2329 and encodes 649 amino acids.
GAGGCAAGACGGACCCGGAAGACUGCAGCUAAGGUAAAGCAGUUUAUUUUUAAAAUUACUUACCGAUAGCGGGCAGCGGUGUUUUUCCUCUUUCAGAGAAGGAGCGGGAGCACCGGAGGAAGUGACGAGGACCAGAGGGGCAGCCGGGAAGGAAAGCAGUGACCAUAUAUAUCAGCAAGGCGGCUAAACCCGAGACUCUACAACUGUAGAGUCUCCCACCCGCCCUCCUCCUCUAACCUAGUUAAUAAGGCAACCAUGUCAGUGAGCCUCUGAAUUGGAAACGUUUAAUAACAUGAAAGUACCCUACAGGCGUCGAGAACAAUGAGGUUGCAGACUGUAGAAGAAACACGAAAAAAGUGCAAGCAACAAUUUGGAAAGAAUGAUGGAAAGUGAAAUUUUUCCCUACAAUACAACUGUGUUUUUGGCAAAGUCAGACGAAGACAUCAUGGAAUAUGCUGUGGAGCGGGGAGUUUCUGACAAAAUGCGCAUUAUCACAUUGCAGGUAGUCAACAUGGAUGAACACAUCCAGCCCAGCCUGACUGAGGUCAACUUGACAAUGAACCAACAAGGAAUUGAAAUGAUUCCAAAUGGGCUGAGACAGGCGUUGGUUGGUGAGGGUGAGAUCAUGCACACUCUUCCACUCCCUGAAGGAGUACAAGUUUUUAAGGUAGGGCCAAAUGGAGAGAUGCAGUGCAUUGAGAGAAUGGAACUGGAUGCAGUCCAUACUCCAGAAGAAUACAUAGGCACAAUGAUAGACCAAUACCACGAAUCUCUUGUCAAGAAAGAGAAAAGUAGUGUGCAGUGUGAUAUACAAAUUGAAAAUAAUACAGAUAUGACCAUUCAUCAUUGUGGAGGCAGACAGCUGGAGGGCCUACAACCAGAUGUAUCUGUUGAAAAAACUAUUAGUCCUGCUAGACGUAACAAAAUUAAGAAGAAAGAUGUUAAGAAGACAUUUCAGUGUAAACUGUGUUCUUAUACAUUUACACAACGGUCUAAUCUAGACCGUCACAUGAGAAGCCAUUCAGAUGAGCGGCCACACAAGUGUCACCUUUGUGAAAAGGCUUUUCGAACUGUCACCCUUCUGCAAAACCAUAUAAACACUCAUACAGGCACUAGACCACAUAAAUGCCCUGACUGUGCUAUGGCAUUUGUUACGAGCGGUGAGGUGGUGCGACACAGACGUUACAAGCAUACCCAUGAAAAGCCCUUCAAAUGUUCAAUCUGUGAUUAUGCUAGUGUUGAGGUAAGUAAGCUGAAGCGACACAUCCGUUCUCACACAGGGGAGCGUCCAUUCCCAUGCACAUUCUGCAGCUAUGCUAGCAGAGAUACAUACAAGCUGAAGCGACAUAUGAGAACUCACUCAGGGGAGAAGCCUUACACGUGCCAUGUAUGCCAGGCUAAUUUCACGCAGAGUGGGACGAUGAAAAUGCACAUCCGGCAGAAACACACUGACAAUGUGCCCAAAUACCACUGUCCUCACUGUGAUGCCAUCAUUGCAAGAAAAAGUGACUUAGGUGUCCAUUUACGAAAGCAGCAUUCCUACACAAGCUCGAGCAUGAAGUGUCGUUACUGUGAAGCUACUUUCCAUGAACGUUAUGCACUCAUCCAACACCAAAAGACACACAGGAAUGAGAAGCGUUUCAAGUGUGACCAGUGUGAUUAUGCAUGUAAACAGAAACGUCACAUGAUAAUGCAUAAACGUAUCCACACCGGAGAAAAGCCAUUCAGCUGCUCCCAGUGUGAUAAGCAGUUCAGACAGAAGCAGCUUCUGGACUUGCAUUUCAAGAAACAUCACGAUCCAAGUUUCAUCCCAGAGGCAUACAUUUGCUCCCAGUGUUGUAAAAGCUUUACUCGCAAGAAUGUCAUGAAAAGGCAUGCUGAGAGAUGUGGCAGUGUGACAAUACAAGAUGGAAAUGCAAUGCUUAUGCCAAAGAAAAGGAGGAAUAAGAAGAAUAAGUUGGAGUACAAACACAAUGCUGAAGCAAAAGGAGAUGAAUCUCCAGUUGGACUUGAGACUCAACAAUCCAUUGAAGUAACUGAUGACUGUCACAUCAAGAAUGAUGUCACAUCACCGACUAAAACAAAUGUGAUGAAAAGGAAAAAAAUGGUUAAAAGAAAAUCAGAUGGAAUGAAGUUGGAGCCACAGGACUUUGCAGGCAGUGAUUCUAACCACACAGUUGAGAUCAUACCAGUUGACAGCAGCAAAGAGCUAACCACAGUGAAUGUAUUCAAAGUGCCGACUCAGCCUUCAGCCAACUCCAGCAGAAACUAUGUGACAACCAGAAUCUCAAACCUGAGACUGAAGAUGUGGUUUACUGGGCAACAGUGAUGCCCAUGCUUUGGAGACUUGGACAACUCACAGCGGGCAUCUCAAAGACAUGGGGAACUACUACCAGCUGCGGCUUUGACACUUCUAUGCUUUUAAAGGUAUAUUUUGUCCUUUUUUUAAAGGGAGGUUUUAGGGCAGUGGCGCUGUGUUAGCUAUUGAAAGUCCAUAAAGUAAACAACUUGGGAGACUUUGGGUUUUUUUCAAAGGCGGGAACAAUAGAAGCAGCCUGAAUGGGUGGAGCAAACUCCCACAGAACUGGGAUAAUGGGAACUGCAGAUG